Messenger RNA from Nerophis ophidion (straightnose pipefish), 1676 nucleotides. RefSeq lists its product as uncharacterized. Lineage: Eukaryota; Metazoa; Chordata; Actinopteri; Syngnathiformes; Syngnathidae. The record is from RefSeq and is a predicted model, not a curated record. Bases 76 to 1095 code for a protein of 339 amino acids. The transcript has 2 exons.
AUCCUUUUGGAUUGUUAUAGUGACAACAACGAAACGUCAGAAGCCAUAACAAUCCAGCUGCUGGCAAAACUUGAGAUGUCCGGCUUAGAGGUGAAAAACAUGUCUGCAUCUGCAGCAGACAAUGCCAGUGUCAAUUAUGGCAAACAUAACAGUAUGUAUCAGAAGCUGAAACUGAGCCAAAAAGAUGUGCUCCCUGCAAACUGUUUGGCCCAUAUUCUGCAUAACACAACCAGAUAUGCAGCAAGCAGCCUUGAUGUGGAAAAUGCUGUGCUGAAGAUUUAUAGCCAUUUCAGCAUAUCAGCAAGCAGAACAGCACGAUUGAAGGAAUUCUGUGAGUUUGUGGAGGUGGGGGAAUGCAACCUGCUGCGGCAUGUUGUCACCAGGUGGUUGUCCCUGCUGCCAUCCAUUGACAGAAUCCUGAAAUAUUGGAAGGCCCUGACCAGCUACUUCCAAAAUGAGGGUGAGGGGGACUGUGCCAGAAUUGUGUGGAGAUGUUUUGGAGAUGAAAGAAAUGAGAUGUCAGAGACAUAUUUCCUGUUUCUCAGCCAUGUUCUAAAGGUGUUUUCCGACACGAUCGAAGCACUUGAGGCAAAAUCCUUCAGCAUUACAUCGGUGUUUAGGGCAAUGACUGAACUAAAACAAAAGCUGGAAAGAAGGAUGAAGGACAGGUUCUUUGGGUUUGCUGUCAACACCAAACUGAAGCAGCUGCCCCCUCACCAGUCAAAAAAAUGUGAGGCUGAUUUUAUGCUUUUUUAUGAAAGAGCAAAGAAAUACAUGAGUGAAAGAUAUGACUUCUGUGAAUCAAGCUUUCAUAGCAAAGUAGCCAAGCUUGGCCUCACAACUGCUGUGCCAUUUGAAGACCACAGUGCUGCUGUCCAGGCCUGCAAUCCGGACAUUGAUAUGGAUGGACUGUACGAGGAAUAUCCCAUGGUGGAAGGUUCCUUCAGUUCACCAGAACUGGAAGGUUGCCACAGUGAGGAACGAUAUUUGAAACUGUUUUCCAAAGCAGAUGUACCAUCUGUGAAUCUCAGGAAGGUCAGCGCCUACAUUUUUUCCAUCCCAUUCAGCAAUGCACACACAGAACGUGUCUUUUAAAUGAUGACAACUGCAUGGUGAAUCGUCUGGAUGUGGACAGCGUCAAGGCUGAGCUGCAAGUGUGUGUCAAUUUCACUCAACCCUGCACAGAGAUGUACAAGAAGUUCACCCGAAACAAAAAAACUCUUGGAUGCAGCCAGGAAAGAACAGAAGUACGUAGUUCAGAUAGACAAUCAACUAUUUUGUCUCUGCAGGAUAUAAAAGGCCCAGGCGCAGUGCGGGCUUGGAAGCCAUGAUGACAGAGGGGCUGUUGAUCCUGAGCUGCUACAGAGGGUGAAAGUGGAGUUUGCUUAAAGACAGGUCUGCUGCGCGCACACACAGACACUGAAGACAAGUCCCCAAAAGACAGAAGCAAUUUAGAAAUGCUAUGCUUUUUGAGCAGUUGAAUGUUUUCUUGUUUGUUUGUUUGUUACAAUCUCCUUUGUUGUUUAUAUAGAAGGUUAUUCAGGCUUUUUUAAAAAGCUUUUUUUUUUUAAAUUAUAUAUGUUACCUGUUAAAUGUUGUUUACAUUUAAGUCCACACAUGUUAUGCUUUGUGGCACUCUGCACUUGAAAAGAUUCAUCUUAGUGGUCACUUUUUGA